Condylostylus longicornis is the source of this 7288-nucleotide messenger RNA. RefSeq names its product brefeldin A-inhibited guanine nucleotide-exchange protein 1 (gene Sec71). The record is from RefSeq and is a predicted model, not a curated record. The transcript has 6 exons. Gene Ontology annotation, molecular function: guanyl-nucleotide exchange factor activity. Lineage: Eukaryota; Metazoa; Arthropoda; Insecta; Diptera; Dolichopodidae. Bases 367 to 5640 code for a protein of 1757 amino acids. Gene Ontology annotation, biological process: regulation of ARF protein signal transduction.
UCUUUUGCUUUGGCAAUUAAUGGAACGAAAAUAUUAGUAAAAAGUGAUAAAAAUUAUAUAAAUUUUUUAAUUUUACAAUUUUUCCUUAAAAAUUUUCACUCUUUAUAUUUUGAAAGUUUUAAACAAUUGAUUAAAUAUAGUGAUUUUUUGGAAUUAUGUAUGAAAAAGCCUUCUUAACUAAAUUGUAAUGACGAACUUUAAUCGCAAUAAUUUUGGUACAGAAACAUAAAUAGUCGAUAAGAGUAAUAAAUUAAAUUAAAAUUUUGGUAUUAUAAAAAUUAAAAUCUUUUCAUAAAUAUUCUCUCGUCCUCACUUUUUAUUUUAUAUAAAAAAAGUAAAUUCGAAUGUAUUCAAUCUGAUGCAAUAAUGCUAAAAAAUUCCUUAAAAACGAAAGAAAUGUUUAUAAUACGUGCUUUAGAAAAAAUUUUAGCUGACAAGGACAUAAAACGUUCACAUCAUUCCCAAUUAAAAAAGGCUUGUGAUGCAGCAUUAGAAGAAAUAAAAAAUGAGAUUAAAGAUGCUGCUACAAAAACUAUUCAAUCACCAAUUUCACCUAAUGGACAAAUACCAGAAAUUACACAGAUAUCAGCAGCUCUACCUCUUCCAAAAAAUGAUUCUGGAAAUAUAAUUAAUGCUGAAAAAUAUUUUUUGCCAUUUGAGUUAGCAUGUCAAAGUAAAACACCUAGAAUAAUUGUCACGGCCUUAGAUUGUUUACAAAAACUAAUUGCUUACGGUCAUUUAACUGGAAACAUACAAGAUUCUUCGAAUCCUGGAAAAUUUCUAAUUGAUCGGAUUGUAAAUACAAUAUGUAACUGUUUUACGGGCCCGCAAACCGAUGAAGGUGUUCAGUUACAAAUAAUUAAGGCUCUUUUAACAGUUGUAACAUCACAACAUGUGGAAGUUCACGAAGGCACAGUUCUUCAAGCUGUUCGUACCUGCUACGACAUUUACUUGUCAAGUAAAAAUUUGGUGAAUCAAACAACAGCUCGAGCGACUUUAACACAAAUGUUAAAUGUGAUUUUUACAAGAAUGGAAAAUCAAGCAUUUGAAGUUAGCAUUCAUGUUCCUCAGCUAGCGAACGAUGCGAAUGGCAAUAACACAAUCAAUGGAAGUGCAGAUUCUUCUACUAUUUCUUUAUCUAAUGAAGACAAGGAAGAAUCUGUUGACGAAAUUGCUCGAAUUAUAUUGGAAGAAAUUAUUAACGCUGCGGUUUCGGCAAUCGAAUCAACCGAAGUAUCAAUUCAUAAUAAUAAUUCUACGAUGAACAAUAUGACAAAUAACAAUGUUGUUAACAGCAAUAAUAUAAAUUCUAAAGAAGUUUCAAAUAGUAUUAAUAAUGAUAAAAGUGAAAGCUCGAGUAUUAAUCGGGUACCUUCUCAAGAAAGUGUGGAAGUUCAUAAUGAAAAUGAUGCUAUUGUUACUGCAAAAUUUACACAUGUACUUCAAAAGGAUGCAUUUUUAGUAUUUCGAGCGCUCUGUAAGUUAUCAAUGAAGCCUUUACCAGAUGGUCAACCCGAUCCCAGGUCUCACGAGCUUCGAUCGAAAGUUUUAUCCCUACAUUUACUUCUUUCUAUUCUCCAAAACGCGGGGCCAGUUUUUAGAUCAAAUGAAAUGUUUAUCAUGGCAAUUAAGCAAUAUUUAUGUGUUGCGUUAUCAAAGAAUGGAGUUAGCUCUGUGCCAGAAGUAUUUGAACUUUCUUUGUCUAUAUUUGUGGCAUUACUAUCUAAUUUCAAAAUACAUUUAAAACGACAAAUUGAAGUGUUUUUCAAGGAGAUUUUCCUUAAUAUUCUUGAAGCAACAUCCAGCUCAUUUGAACACAAAUGGAUGGUUAUUCAAGCUUUGACACGAAUAUGUGCGGAUGCACAAUCCGUAGUUGAUAUUUAUGUUAAUUAUGACUGUGAUUUUUCGGCAGCAAAUUUAUUUGAAAGAUUAGUAAACGACUUAUCAAAAAUAGCACAAGGACGGCAAGCUUUGGAAUUAGGUGCGACACCAGCUCAAGAAAAAUCAAUGCGAAUUCGAGGUUUAGAAUGUUUAGUAUCGAUUUUAAAGUGCAUGGUUGAAUGGAGCAAAGAUUUAUAUGUCAACCCUAAUUUACAAACAAGUUUAGGUGAGCCACCAGCAACCGUUAUUGAAAAUUCAGUUGUAAAAAGUAGUCACUCGAAUAAUAAUUUGAAUGAAGCUAAUAAUGGAAACGACUACAGCAUAAAUUUAAAAUCUGCCCAUGGCGGUUCAAAUCAAUCCUUAAAUUCUGUUGAAAGCUCACAAAACCGGGAAGUUCUUGAUUUACCUGAGGCUUUAGAAGAGCGUAAAAUGCGAAAGGAGGUUAUGGAGACGGGUAUAGAAAUGUUUAACAGAAAACCCAAAAAGGGGGUCGCCUUUUUGCAGGAAAAAGAAUUACUAGGUAAAAACGUUGAAGAUGUCGCAGAUUGGCUUCACAAAGAAGAUCGAUUGGAUAAAACAAUCAUUGGUGACUAUUUAGGGGAGAACGAUGAUCAUUCAAAAGAAGUUAUGUGCGCUUACAUUGACGCGAUGAAUUUUUCCAAUAUGGAAAUAGUGGGUGCAUUACGAUUUUUCCUUGAAGGGUUUAGACUCCCCGGUGAAGCACAAAAAAUCGAUCGAUUGAUGGAAAAAUUUGCUAGCAGAUAUUGUGAAUGCAAUCCUAACAAUAAAUUAUUUCAGAGUGCUGACACCGUUUACGUUUUAGCAUUUUCAAUAAUUAUGCUAACAACUGAUUUGCACUCACCCCAAGUGAAAAAUAAAAUGACUAAGGAGCAAUAUAUUAAACUGAAUCGUGGCAUAAGUGAUAGUAAGGACCUCCCGGAAGAAUACCUUUCUAAUAUUUACGAUGAGAUCGCAGGUCAUGAAAUUAAAAUGAAAACCCCAGUUGCUUCAAAACCUGUAGGAAAACAAAUAAUUGUCAAUGAAAAAAAAAGAAAAUUUCUUUGGAAUAUGGAAAUGGAGACAAUUUCAGCAACGGCUAAAAAUUUAAUGGAGUCUGUUUCUCAUGUAAAAGCUCCUUUUACGUCAGCCAAACACUUAGAACAUGUGCGUCCGAUGUUUAAAAUGGCUUGGACUCCUUUUUUGGCAGCUUUUUCUGUGGGGUUGCAGGAUUGUGAUGAUCCGGAAAUAGCUAGUUUAUGUUUAGAUGGAAUCCGAUGCGCAGUUCGUAUUGCAUGCAUAUUUCAUAUGACUUUGGAACGAGAUGCAUAUGUACAGGCCUUAGCACGCUUUACUUUGUUAACUGCUAACUCUCCAAUGACCGAAAUGAAAGCAAAGAACAUUGACACAAUAAAAACAUUAAUAAUGGUUGCACAUACAGAUGGAAAUUAUUUAGGUACAAGUUGGCUGGAUAUUCUUAAGUGUAUUAGCCAAUUAGAAUUGGCCCAAUUGAUAGGAACUGGAGUACGCCCUCAAUAUUUAUCAGGAAAUCCAACUUCAACUCUGAAGGAUACGUUGGAUCCCAGUGUAAAAGAACAUAUAGGGGAGACAAGCAGUCAAAGUGUAGUCGUUGCGGUGGAUAGAAUAUUUACUGGUUCUAUUCGAUUAGAUGGUGUAGCAAUUGUUGAUUUUGUUAAGGCUUUAUGCCAAGUAUCUUUAGAUGAAUUGAAUAAUUCACAACCACGUAUGUUUUCCUUACAAAAAAUUGUUGAAAUUUCUUAUUAUAAUAUGGGUCGUAUACGUUUACAAUGGUCUCGAAUAUGGCAAGUUCUGGGCGAUCAUUUUAACAAGGUUGGGUGUAAUCAUAACGAGGAAAUAGCAUUUUUUGCUUUAGAUUCCCUUCGCCAAUUAUCAAUGAAAUUUAUUGAAAAAGGCGAGUUCACAAAUUUCAGAUUCCAAAAAGAUUUUUUGCGGCCUUUUGAACACAUUGUAAAAAAUAAUAAUUCAUCGGCUAUUCGUGACAUGGUUGUUAGAUGUGUUGCUCAAAUGGUUAAUUCUCAGGCACAUAAUAUCAAGUCUGGUUGGAAAAAUAUAUUUUCGGUAUUUCAUUUAGCAGCAGGCGAUAAUGAUGAACAAAUAGUUGAACUGGCUUUCCAAACAACAGGAAAAAUAAUAAUUGAUUUGUACCAACGUCAAUUUGCAAUUAUGAUAGACUCAUUUCAAGAUGCAGUAAAAUGUUUAUCAGAAUUUGCUUGCAAUGCUAAAUUUCCUGAUACAAGUAUGGAGGCUAUAAGAUUGGUAAGAACAUGCGCUUUAUGCGUGCAUGAGUCCCCAAAUCUUUUUGCAGAGCACGCAGGAAUGGAAAAUGAUGUAGCAGUUUCAGAAGAAGAUCGAGUUUGGGUGCGGGGGUGGUUUCCAAUGUUAUUCUCCCUUUCUUGCGUAGUUAAUCGAUGUAAACUGGAUGUAAGAACCAGGGGUUUGACAGUUCUUUUCGAAAUAAUUAAAACGCAUGGUGAUGCAUUUAGACCGCAUUGGUGGCGUGAUCUAUUCAAAAUUCUAUUUCGUAUAUUUGAUAAUAUGAAAUUACCAGAACAACAUACAGAGAAAGCUGAAUGGAUGACUACAACUUGCAAUCAUGCUUUAUAUGCCAUAGUUGAUGUUUUUUCUCAGUAUUUUGAUGUACUUGGACCUUUAUUAUUAGAAGAUCUUUAUGCUCAAUUACAUUGGUGUGUUCAACAAAAUAACGAGCAACUUGCACGAUCUGGCACAAAUUGUUUAGAAAACUUGGUAAUUUCCAACGGAUUCAAAUUUAACGAUGAUACUUGGAAUAAGACAUGUAAAUGUAUGUUAGAUAUUUUUGACUCCACAUUACAACACGAAUUGUUAACAUGGAAACCUGAUCCAAAUGCAGCAAGUGCAAGACAUCAAAGCCAGCAACAUCACAUAACAGAAAAUGGGGAAAUUCGUCAUGGAAUCUUAAAGCGAUCAAAUUCACAGCAUUCUGUUUAUAGUAUAAAUUCUGAAGAUGGAAAAACUGAAUUAACUACUCAUGCUACAAAUAGUAUUUUUGCAAAUUUAUUGAUAAAAUGUGUUGUGCAAUUAGAAUUAAUACAAACAAUUGAUAAUAUUGUUUUUUUUCCUGCAACUUCUAGAAAAGAAGAUGCUGAAACAUUAGCUUUAGCUGCAGCUGAUUUAACCGGAAAUAGUUUAAAUAAUGUCACCGAAUGCCAACGUGAAGAACAAGGAAUGUAUAGUUAUAUAAAAACAUAUAAUUUAGUUCAGUUAACAGAAUGUUUAUUACAAUCGCAUCGUUUUGCCAAAAAAUUUAAUUCAAAUAACGAACAAAGAAAUAUUUUAUGGAGGGCCGGAUUUAAGGGAGCUGUUAAACCGAAUUUAUUGAAGCAAGAAACAACCUCCUUAGCGUGCGUUCUAAGAAUUUUAUUUAAAAUGUACAGCGAUGAGAAUAGAAGAGAUGACUGGAAAGAAAUAGAAUCAAAAUUAAUAUCUGUAUGUCGCGAAGCUCUAGAAUAUUUUUUAAGUUUACAUAGUGAAGCACAUCGCGACGCAUGGACGUCCUUAUUAUUGUUAGUUUUAACGCGAUUAUUAAAAAUGCCAGAUGUUAGAUUUGCAUCACAUGUAUCAAGUUAUUACACUUUACUAUGUGAGAUAAUGUGCUUUGACUUAAAACCAGAACUAAGAAGUGUACUUAGACGUGUGUUUUUAAGAAUUGGCCCUGUAUUUAAUAUAACGAGUGCCACGUAGUUGCUGUAAUUUAAUUAUCUACUUAUAUAAUACUAUUACUAAUAUAAUAUAUAACAUAUAAAUAUAUAUAUAUAUAUAUUGAAAUAUAUACACGCAAUUUAAAUGUUUUCGAUAUAUUUAUAUUAUAAUCUAAAUUUUAAAAAUUUCAUUAUUUAAUAACUAAUUAAUCUAAUAUAUAAAAUACGAAUAAAAAUUAAUAAAGAGUAUGUUAACUCUGUCUGCAAAUCAACUGUCCAAAUAAGUAGUUUUUUCUAUUACAUACUAAUAUAAUAUUAUAUAAAAUAUAAAGGUAUGCUAUUUGUUAUUUGAUCAAAAUAUUUUAAUUCAUGUAUUUAUUAAAUUUUUAUUUUUAUUCUUAUUUGAGACAAAAACAAAAUUAUAAAAAAAAAAUAAUAAAAAACAAAAUGAAAAUGUUAUAGUUUUAUUAUUAUAUGUUUGAAAAACAAAAAAUUUCUUAUAAUGUAAAAUUAGAUUUUUAUUAAAAAUGUUUAAUGUAAACGGUUAGGUGAUUUAACGUUAAUAUUAAUAAUAAAUAAAAUUAAAAUUAUAAAACAUAAGGAAUAAAAUAACAAAAAGAAAUCAAUUUGAAUCACAUCUAAAAUAAUUUAUAUAGUUAAAAAGACAUUAAGAAAGAAGGAAAUAAAUUAUAGCUAUGUAAAAUUAAAAAAAAAACAAUAGAAAAUAAAUACAUACAUAUUUACAAAUUGUUGUAAAUUAUAAAACGAGUAUCUGUAAUAAAACUGCCAAAAGAUUUUUAUUUUAUUAGCUUAAUUUUAACAAAAUCGUAAGUAUACAUUAUUUUAGAAUAUAUAAACAGCCUCGCAAUCCUUAAUUGACUUAGAAUGCUAUUCCAAAAUACAUACUUAUGUUCCAAAAAUUUGAAAUGGAUUGAAUAAAUAAAAAAAAUUGUUUAGUCAAAACAAUUAUGGCUAACAAUUUUUAAGUUAUUCUAAAUAUGAUGUUUGUUUUAAAGCAGAAUGUAAGAAAAAAUGUUUUUUUUUUUUUUUUAGAUUUGGUUUGUUAAUUAUAUCGCUCAUUUGCUGCAACAUUUAACAUAAUUUAAAAAUACAAUUUCUGAAAUAUUUGUAUAGAAAUAAGCGCUCAGAACGUUCCUUACUUAUGCAAAAACACCAUUUCUCUAGCAUAAAAAUUGCCGCCUACAACAGAAUAUGAAAUAAUGCUAAUAGAACGAAAAAAAUAUAUUAACACACAAUAAAUUUAAAAUUCGUUUUUCUCAAAUGUGCGAAUUUUGAGUUAUGUUAGUGUUGCGGCAAACAUGCAAUAUAGCUUUGAAUAAAACUGAAUGAAUAUUGAGUAAAUUUUAACUUGAGAGAUCCACUUUACAAGUUUUUUUAAUAUUACUUCUGCUACAUUGAUAGAUUGAGUUUGACAAAAUGAAUUUUUGAACUGUGAGUUACGUAUAUUAAUUUGAGUUUUAGAAAGAGGUAAUUUUUCACAAGAGUCAAAUCUGUACCUUCAAAAGUCAUUUACAUAAUUGGUAAUGGUAAAAAUAUUGCAUUGAAACGUACAUACUAAUGGGCCAAAUUUUAAAAAUACGUUUAUAUAUUUAAAUAUGUAAUUUGAAUGUUUGAUAUGAGAAUUCAUCUAGAUUAAACAUAUUAAUUAACAAUCAAAGAGUAGAUUGUUU